This is a messenger RNA of Patiria miniata (bat star), 907 nucleotides long. RefSeq names its product UPF0691 protein C9orf116 homolog. Lineage: Eukaryota; Metazoa; Echinodermata; Asteroidea; Valvatida; Asterinidae. Gene Ontology annotation, biological process: axoneme assembly. Gene Ontology annotation, cellular component: axonemal microtubule. The record is from RefSeq and is a predicted model, not a curated record. The transcript is spliced from 4 exons. The coding region runs from base 168 to 545 and encodes 125 amino acids.
GGGAUAUGAUAUCGACGAUCGUCGGAAGUUUCCGGAAAUAAAUAGUCGACAGUUUGCACCAACAACGCACAAGCCAUCGGACGUACAGCGCCUCAUUUUUAGCAACAAACGACAAAGGUCCAAGUUUCUGCCCAGCCUAAAGCAGUAUAUAGACAUUUGUUAUAAUAAUGGCAGCUGCUGAAAACAGACUGAAUCUUCCAGAGGAGAUGCAAAACCCAGCAUCAGAGCAGACAGACCAAAUGCCAGAUACAACUCAAACAGCCCCCGCAGCCAGACCACAGGGGGAGCAGACCUCCGACUUCUACCGCACCGACAACAUCCCUGACAGAUUUCAAAAUCCAGAUUGCUUUGAAGGAUAUGGCAGCCAACCCCAGAAUCCCAUGUACAGAACAACCAACAUGACCUACGGCAAUAGGGACCCGACGGUCCACACCAUGCCGACCACUUUCAGGGCGAGGUCACAGAAAUUCUCAGUGCAUCUAGGUACUUGCGGAAUGUACCGCAACCAAGGACUUAACACAGCGCUGGAUCAAAGCAAAGUCUGAUGUUAAUAAUAAACACCACUUUCUUCAAUAUCAACCUCCUGUUUUCUACUGUACUCAGCUCAAAGCGAGAGUGAAACCAUGUCAUUUUUUUUUUAGUUUUUCAAUUUCUUUGGGGAUCACAAACUUAAAGCGAGAGAUGGCCAACGAAAGCAUUGUGGAUGACAUGCAGUACCAAGUGCCACCAAACUACAACCUUAUUGGACACAUUCAGAAAAUCAAAUUUUUGUUUUUUGGUGCUACAUUUGUUCGAUUUAGAUUGUUGUAAAGCUUUAUCUUGAACGAGCAAUAACAGUCGUGUGUCAUAAAACAAUUUAUAAACCAAUAUUAGGUGUUGCCCUUCACUGAUGUAUAAACACUGUAUA